AUGUUUGUCCCGCUGCUUCUCAGCGCUGCAGUAGCGGCAGCUGUACCAACAGUCAUUGAGCGUGAUAGUUCACCAGUAUCCGUGGCCAAGGACGCCCCUGAUACCGCUGGUGCUGCAAUUUUGCGUCCGUUCGUCUCAUUUUCGAUCGAGCUUGCCUUCUUCCCGGACUAUGCAGGCAACUUGUCCAAGCCCAAUAGAUUUUCAAAUCAGCUGUUGGACAAUCUUGGAGACCUGCAAGGCGUGAAGCCAUAUCUUCGUGUUGGAGGAAACACACAAGAUUUCGCCCUGUAUGACCCGGCGCUCAAGACCUCCGUCAAUGGAACUAUUGUUCCUGCCGUGUCGAUGGACUAUCCAUAUAUUUUAUAUAUCGGACCCUCAUUUUUCGAGUCGUACUUGACCUUGCCGGGAAGUAAAUUCAGCCAUGGUUUUAACAUGGCCAAAAAUACCACCGCAGCGAAAAACUCGCUUCUCGCCACCGUUCCUCUUGCUUGCAAGGCUCUCAAGGAUGGCAAGCUGAUGCAUUGGGAAUUCGGCAAUGAGCCCGAUUUGUACAGCACGACCACUCCAUACCCUGUGCGGCCCGCUGGCUGGUCGGAACAAGACUAUGUGAAUAACUGGUUGUCCGGGACGGAGAUGAUUAGGCGCAAGCUUGCUCAGAGUUGUCCUGAGAUGGCGUCGGACGAGAUGUUCAAGUUCUUAGCGCCGUCGUUUGCGGGUAUCGGCAAUUCUUUGGACCCGGUCAAGACGUGGGAGGAUGGACUCGAUUCGGACAAAGAUAUUGCACUAAACUCGAUGCACAAUUACAUGGGCGGUGCAAACCAACCAGGCGUCACACUCCAAAAGACCCUGAUGAACCACACCAAAAUCGUUGAGGUCGUCGCACAGCAUGCGAAUCUGUCGCGCGUCCUGAGCGAGAAGGGCCUAACCAAGGAUAUUCCCUAUAUCCUCGGCGAAAUGAACUCGCUUUAUAACGAGGGCAAGCCGGGACUCUCCAACUCAUUCGGUGCCGCACUCUGGGGUGUCGACUUCAACCUCUACUGCGCCUCGCAAAGUAUCCGUCGGACCCACAUGCACCAGGGAACAGACUAUCGAUACGCAUCGUGGCAACCCGUCCAGACCAGCAAGACCACGAUCGGCACCAAGGCACCGUACUACGGCAAUGUCAUGGUGGCCGCCAUGAUGCGUGGCGAGGCCGAUUCCAGCGUCCAAGUUGUCAACCUGCCCAUGCCAAGCGAGACCGACGGCGCCUACGCAGCUUAUGUGGACGGAAAAUUGGCCCGUAUUGCGGUGAUCAACAUGCAAGAGUUCAACUACUCCACCGCGGCGGAGUCCCGCCCCUCGGCCAAAUAUACCUUCCAACUGCCCGACGUCUCGGCCAGAUCCCUAUCGCUGCAGCGUCUGAUGGCAAAUGGGAGUGAUGCCAUCACUGGUAUCUCUUGGGAUGGCUGGUCAUAUAACUACAAUCUGAAAGCGGGUGCGCCCGUGCGAUUGGAUAAUGUCACGAUUGGUGAGACGGUAUCAGUGGGUUCCAAGGGCGAGGUGGAACUGGAGCUGCCACUUUCCAGUGGUGCUAUCUUGAACUUCUUGUAG
Messenger RNA from Penicillium cinerascens, 1590 nucleotides. Its product is annotated as glycosyl hydrolase family 79 C-terminal domain-containing protein. Bases 1 to 1590 code for a protein of 529 amino acids. The record is from RefSeq and is a predicted model, not a curated record. Lineage: Eukaryota; Fungi; Ascomycota; Eurotiomycetes; Eurotiales; Aspergillaceae. The transcript has 4 exons.